Messenger RNA from Bolinopsis microptera, 5506 nucleotides. Its product is annotated as myosin-9-like. Bases 74 to 4777 code for a protein of 1567 amino acids. The transcript has 33 exons. The record is from RefSeq and is a predicted model, not a curated record. Lineage: Eukaryota; Metazoa; Ctenophora; Tentaculata; Lobata; Bolinopsidae.
AGUUUGAAAGUACCGGGAACUUUUAGCUGUUGCUGUUUGCAUGUUUUCUACAGUUUAGUUUGAAGUAGUAAAGAUGCCGAGCGCUAAUGAUAGUCUGCUUGCUGAGCUGGACCCUGCUAUUCAGGGGGAUCUUAUCAUGAGGAAGUACAGGUCCAUGCCGUGGCCGGUUCUUAGAACUACUGACUUCCGGCCAACGUCCCCGAGCCAUGGUCAGAGUCUUAGAACCACUGAUUUCCGACCAACUUCUCCAAGUUAUGGUCUUAGCUCCACAACUGUAGACACUAUCAAACCAAAACAGUUGACUUUUAGUGACGAUACAACGUUUAGGCCCAUAUCUCCUAUUCGCCGCUCACCCCGAACCAGUCCUAUCAGACAGUCAGGAAGCCCAAACAGAUCUGAUACAUCUGCCACACGGGCCACUUCAUAUCGUCCACUUUCUCCACCUCGGAGUAAAAAUAUAGGAAGACUUAGCCCUUCCAACAAUCGGACCAGUCCCAGUCGCCUCAGCCCCGAGGUAUCAGCAAUUAGUCAGAGAAUCUUCCAGAGUAUUGAUGAGAUCAGAAAGGAGAUACAAAUCACUUCAGACGACGCUAAAAACUCUGGCAUGGGUCGGUAUAAACACCGAGCAGAAAGAGACGGGUCUCCUAGCAAAUACAGGGACACAUCUCCCACUUCUCGUUCUUUCAGAGACACAUCUAUCAGACAGAGAUCACCCACUCGUACCUUCAAAUCAGAAGCUUCACCCAGCACCCGAGCCUUCAGACAGGACCUCUCUCUGGCGAACACCAGAAACCCACGACGACAGCCCCGUGCGGAGAUAUCACGUAUUUUAGGUGAUGUUUCAGAAGCUGGUAGUCCACGGAAAAGAGUCGAGUUUAGUGAAACCCUCACUUCGAGUAAAAGAGCCUCGAGUCCAGUGGAAACAAGUGGAAAUACUAGUCGACCCACCAUUACCAGUAGUUUUACAAUCAAAGCUAAACCUGAAGUAUCAGACCCUAAUAAAAGUAUCGAGGAUAUUAUAGCAGGUGCCGCCCUGAAGUCGCCCACUUGGCACAAGAUGGAGAAGGAAGGGUUGCAGGAUGCUGUUGAAGAGAGCGAGCAGCGCCGAAUGUUGCUCGUUAAUCGGCUUAAAGAUGCUCAGGAUACCCUUAAGCUACAAGCGAGCACUAUUACGAGUUUGAAGGGUGAGAAGGAGAGAUAUAAAGGCGAACUCGAAAGUUUAAACUUUUCUAAGGAGGAGAGCUACAAUGAAAAGAGGAACUUGACAACCCGAAUAAAGCUCAUGAAGAGCAAGUGCGACGAGUUGGACGAGGAAGUGAAGGAACUCUCGAGAACUUCCCAAGGACUGAAACACAAAAUGGAGGAGAAAACGAAGCAGUGUCAGGAGAAAAACGAUCGGAUAAACGAGUUGGAGAACGAACUUUCUGCUAUAAGACUGAGUUCAGCAGAUAACGGAGACCAAAUCGCAAAGCUCCAGGAAACAUACGAUAGAGCCCGGUCCCAAGCUUCCAUCCUUGAACAACAAAACGCUUCCCUCAACGACCAGAAUAACGACCUUAUACAGGAGCGAGAUUCUCUGUCUUCCAAGGGUAAAGACUUAAAGGUACAGCUGGAGGAAGCUGAGACGGCUCUGGCUCAACUCAAGAGUGAUCUGGCUAUUAGCGAGAGGGAACGUCGCGAACUUGAAGAGGAGCGUCGUGUUGUAAUUGGACACAAAUUAGACACACAGGAAGCUCUAACCAAGUCAAACCAAGUCAACAUGGAAUUGCAGGCACAACUAGACUCACUGAUUGAGAUCAGAGACUUUUCUGAAAAGGAGAACCAGCAACUGAGAAGCAAAGCGAAGGCAAUAGAAGCGACCCUAUCUAAUAAAGAUCUGGAGACGAGUAGUAGGCUGGUGGAGAUUGAGGCUCUCCAGAGAGAAAACAAGACCCUUAGAGAGAUAAACGACAGCCUGAAGGACCGAGUUGAUGACGCUGAGCGUGGGAAAAUGGACAGUGAGCACCUUAUCGAACUGCUAAGAACUGAAAAGCAAGAACUGUCCGCACAGAAAACUGAUCUCUUCAAUUUUAACGAGGAACUGAACGAGGAGAUAAAGAUAACAAAGAUAGAUUUAGGGGACAGGAAGCAGGAGUACGAGAUGAUGUACGAGGAAAAGGAAGAUAACAGGAAGGAAAAACAGCAGCUUCAGCAGCUGCUGGACACGCUGCAACACGACAGUGACACCCAGAAGAACUACAUGGAGACACAGUGUGAGGAACUGGAGGUGGGACUUGACAAAUUUCUAGAUAUUAUCGAGCACAAGCUGAAAGACAUUCAAAGGCUAGAGAAGGAGAGGGAAAAUGUCUCUGAAGAAAAUACAGGCUUAAGGAAGGACAUAGCCGCGUUGAAAGAGGAGGCGAACUACAACAAGAAUAAGGCAGAUGAUUGGAAGAACACAGCUCAAAGUCUGGAGGACUCUCUCAACUUGAGCGAACAAGAACGUCAAGGCGUUGUGGAGGACCUACUACGUAUCCAGAAUGAGCUCACAGACCUGAAGGAUGAAUAUGGAGUUGUGGCCGAUGAGAGAAACAGAUUCCUCGACAAGUACAACGAACUCCGAGCUGAUUGUGAAAAUCUCCAAGAAGAGGUGAGGGAGCUGCUGCUGGAGAAGGACGAGAACCUCCACGUGAUCAGACUACUGGAAACACAGAAAUCCAUCCUGGAAGAAAAAUGGAACGGAGGGAGAGACCUUGAAGCAGCUCAAGCUGAGUGUCUUGAAUUGAGGGCAGAUGUGAAAGCAUGCAGGGACAGAGUCAAAGCUCUAGAACAAUCUUGCGAUGAUAUGAGAAAUGAGCUGACCAUCUCUACGGACAAAGUUUCUCACCUGCUCGGGGAAAAGAAGGUGAGUCAAGAGAACCUUGGCCGGGCCGACAAGACAAUCGACCUUCUGAACAACGACAAAGACCGGCUCCAGAAACAAGUGUCGGCUGUCUCUAGAGAGUUUGAGAAACGUGUCGCUGCUCUAGAGGAUGAGCUCGAGUCCGAGCAAAACAAGGUUCUGUGCAAGAGGGAGGAAAACACAAACCUAAAGAAGAGACUUGACGAAGCUCUGAACAUUCACGGAUCUGAGAAAUCAGAUCUUAUAAAGGAGAGAAACAGUUUGGAGGAUAGACUUUGUGCCAUGGAGAGACUCAAAAAUAGUAUUGAUGAUGAUUUGGCGAAAAAGAACGACAUGAUUGCAGAACUUGAAGCUGCUAAGAAAGCGAAGGAAAUGAAGGAAGCAAAAUUAGCUGACGCCCUAAAGGCGAUUACUGGUAAUCCUGAUGUGGAAGAUGCAUUUGUUGAGGCAGCAACCUACAUGAGAACAGUUAAAGGUGCAAAAGAGACAUUCGAAAAGGAAGCAAAGACGAUUCCUGGACUUGAAUCUCGAAUUCAGGAGCUUGAGGAAAAUUUGGAUCGAUCGGAGAAGUGUGCCAGUAGUCGGGGAGCAGACCUGGAGCUGAAGAGUGCCAGUAUCGAGGAGCUAGAGACAACACGCACCGACCUGGAAACCAACCUAGCUGAACUGGAAACCAAGAAAGCGGAGAUGGAGAGGAUUAUACAGCAUCUCAAGGGGGAGAAAGAAAAGCUUGAUCAUCUAGUGGUAGAGCACGAUAAGCUAGUCGGUGACCACAACAAGACAGUGGGUGAUCUGACUGAGUCACAGAAGCUGGGAGCUGCUAUCGGGGAGAAACGUGACUCUAUGGACGUGGAGAACAAGAAGUUGAGGGCUGAGAACACAAAGUUAUCUAUUGAGUUAACUGACUUUAAGAAGGCACUAGCCAGUAAGGGAGACGGAGAGCGGGCCAUGCUGGAAGCAAGCAACGAGCUGAGAGUAGUACGAGACGAGCUGGAGAACCUGAUGGACAUCAUCUCCACCAAGGACAGUAAGAUAGAGGGUCUGAUCGCAGAAAUAGACACGUUAACCGAGAAUGUGUCCCAACUGAACGAGGAGAGUGAGGCUAAAUCUGAGGAUAUCAGGACUCUCAGAUCUCAGGUUCGAGAGGGAGAUAGACAGAAGGAGAGAGUUGGAGACCUUGAUGUGGACUCCUCAGAAGUUAUGAGAGAAAAGGAGGAGCAGCUGAAGAGACAGGAGAAGUGGCUGGAAACGUACAAAGCUAAGAUUGAGGCUAUGGAAAGACAGAAGCUGGAAGCUGAGGAGGAAAAGGCAAGGUUGAGAGAAGAAAAGAAGGGUCUAGAAAGGCAGAUGAGAGAUCUGCACGACACCGUUGAUGCUAUGGAGACCGAGGUGGAUGUCAUGAAAGAAGUUUUAGUUGAAACCGAGGCCGAGAGAGAGGUGAUAGAGGUCCGAAAUAAAGACUUGAUGUCGCAGCUCGACCUUCUGGUGGAGGAUCAGGCUAAAGAUGAUGUUGUGAGACGACUGCACAUGGUAGAAGAUGAGUUAAAAGCGACAAAGCAGAGGCUGCAAAUGUCGGAAGAUGAUAAGAAGCAACAAUACGGAAAUAAAGAUCUGAAGACUCCGGAAGAAGUUGCUAAAAUAAUUGAGGACAUCAAGGAAGCGUUCGAGGAUGAGAUAGCUGAUCUGCUGCUACAAGAAAGGGAACAAUAUGAGACAGAGAAAGCUCAGUUUGAGACGGAAAAGGGAGAAUUCAGGGUUGAACAGGAGGAGUUCCUAAAACAAGCUGAGGAGAUCGCCGCUGAGCAGAUUACAAAGAAGAACGCAAAAGUUGAUGAGAUGCAGACCCAGCUGGACAGCGCCCUCUCGGAACUACAGAAGUAUAGAUCUGGUAGUUAAAGCUGAAAAUGAAGAUAGAGUUGAUGAUUGAGUAAUGAGUAUGUUUGAAGGACUUCUAAGUUUUGAAGACAUUAUUUUAAAAUGUAUGUAUACUGUUAUGUAUAGUUUUUUAAUUAAAUUACCUAGGAAUGGCAAUGAUGAACAGAAACAUUUAUCUUUAAGUGGGUUUAUUCGUUAGGUUUUGACACUUAUACCAGGAUAAAUUUCGGUAAUCCAAGUUUACUACGUUAUAUAAUAGGAUUACGUUUUUACUGAUAUUGAUAACUUAGUCGCAUUAUCGCUGACAGAUUUGUUUAUAUAAACGAUUUCCGGUGUAAAUAAACAAUCAUUUAACUUACUUUUCUUAUAAACCACUGCAUGGACAUUAUCAUUACUUCAUUAUCAUUUAGCCAACUUAUAAUCCAGUAAUUAAUUCCUCAGUGCUUGAUGCCUCUCAGUUAUCCUCUGAUGAUAGCUGAUGAUUUCUGUACAGUUUAUAUGUUAUACUAAUCUUUAAUUAGAAGUACGUUUUUAAAGCAUUGCAAAAUAAUCAAUGCCCUUUAACUUCAUAUAAUAACGUCCUAGUAAUAGGUAUUCUACUGUAUUUUAGCUACUUUAAAUUAUACAUCUUUUUAGGAGUUAUUAAGUUUAAUCAGUUAUCAGAAGUUUUCGUGAACAGAAAUUAAUUAAUAUUUUUAUACUAUUCGUGAUUAAAUUUCAUGAAUUAAGAAUUACUUAACACUUUUAUUG